CCGGGCCUGCAGAUUCGUCUACACUGCGUGCUGCGGCCUGGGGCGGGGGCGCCGGUGAGACGCGCAGAGUCCGGGUUGCAGCUUCCCUGCGCGGUCACAGCGACGAGGGAGGUCUAGCUGAGCCGCAGCCUUCUGAGGCCUGCCGAGGCCAGGGCCUCCCUGGCCUGCGAGUUGCCCUGGACAGAGCCCCGGCCUAACCCGUGGAGGGGCUGCCAGGCUGAGAACUGCCUGCUCAGCUCAUGUGGGCCUCCCUGCCUGGGGACACUCCCAGGGCCACCUUCCCUUCCCGGCCCCCCAGCAGGGCUGCUCUUCUCUUCACCUUUAAAAAUAUUAUUUUAAGGCUUGAGGCAUUGGCUGCAUUUCAGACCCGGACCUGCCCAGCUCAAAGGAGGUGAGAUCCUCUGGCCAGGCCCUGACCAUCUUCCUGGGCCCCUGAGGCUUCAGACCCUGGCCAGGACUCUCCUUGGUAAGUUGCCUGCUGUGCCUUUGAGCCGCUGUGUGCAGGAUUACCUGGGAGAAAGGCCAGCAUUUCCCACUGCUGGAGCAAAGUCUCAGACCCCUGGGCCUCAGUCCCUCCUGCUGCAGCCCCCACAACAUGCAGCCCCAGGAGAGCGGCGUCCACUACAGCAGGUGGGAUGACAACAGCCGGGACGAGGUCAGCCUGGCGGCUGUGUCCAGCACAGAGGAGGCCUCAUGCUGCCAGAGGGUCUCCCGGAAGCUGUGCACAGGCAAGUUGGGGAUCGCCAUGAAGGUGCUGGGCGGAGUGGCCCUCUUCUGGGUCAUCUUCACCCUGGGCUAUGUCACUGGUUACUACGUGCACAAGUGCAAGUGAGCGCUGCCCAGCGCACACCCAGGGCUGCCCAUGUGCUUUGGGUGUGUGCUCAGAGGGACAUCCUGUAUACGCAGCCCCCUCCAUGUGCGGAAGACCCCAGGGGGCAGGCACAGCAUGUGGGGCACACACUAGCAUCCAGGCAGGUGAAGACACCAGUGUGCACAGUUGUCAUGGGCCCUACACGAGGGUGCACAGGCAAACAGACAUGGAUGUACAUACAUGCGCCUGCCUGCGCAUGACACACUCCCUUUGAAGGACCAAGAGACAAACACCCUGGCACAUGCAGCUAUCCAGAUGCCCAUGUGGCUGGGAGGCCUGGGCCCAGCCUCGGCAGGAGCUGCCGGACACACCCAAACCAGACCCUGCAGCCUAGGCCCCAAGGCCCCGGGCCUUACCCAGCAGCCCUCCUCCCCAGCUGAGGGCCCAGACCCUUCACUUGUCAGGGCUGGGGCGAAGGUGUCUUCUGCAGACAACCUGUGGGGCUGUGAGGCCCUAGGCAAUGCCAGUUCUGACAAGGGCUGUGCAUGCCCGGCCUACCCUUCCCCAGGAGACUGAGACCCAGCCCAGAAAUUUCCUGUGCGGAACAGGGAGAGGCUCCAGCCCUUGUCCCAGACCCUCCACCGUGUCCUCAGUCAAGGGGGCGUGGUCCUUCCUGGGCUGCCGACUGCACAGGGCAGGUCCGCUGGAGGCUUGCCAAGGCCGGCAAGGACCUUUUCACCCGUCCUCCCCCAGGACAGGGCCUGCCCGCGAAGGCGUCA
Molecule: messenger RNA, 1590 nt
Organism: Cynocephalus volans (Philippine flying lemur)
Lineage: Eukaryota; Metazoa; Chordata; Mammalia; Dermoptera; Cynocephalidae
Gene: SMIM1
Product: small integral membrane protein 1 (Vel blood group)
Exons: 4
Coding region: 596-832 (78 amino acids)
Source: RefSeq, a predicted model, not a curated record